AAAUGUCCAAUCAGCUGAUUUGAUUUGUUUAUUGUUCAUGAUCAGUGAGCUUAGCGAAAUAUUUUUAAAUAGUAAAAUACAGUACAAUUUACUACAUUUCAAUGGAAGAGGGUAAAAAUCUGAAAGGAAAAUUAACUUGUGCGUACUGCGAUAAAGAAUUUAAAUUCGCCAGUGAAAGAAAGAGACAUGAAAUAAGUCAUUGUAUCGAGUUCGAGUGUAAAGUUUGCCUUAAAAAGUUCAACUUUUUAUCAGCUUUAAGACGGCAUGAAAAACAACAUGAAAGAACGGGAAAUGUACAAUGUGCGGAGUGCGGUGGCAGCUUCAGGGACCAAACAUUGCUUAACCGCCACAUCAAGUAUGCCCACAAAGAAACUGUUAUGUGUGAAAAAUGCCAUUCAAUGUUCAAUAGUGAAGCGGCACUAAACACACAUAUGAAAUGUCACAAACCAAAGGAAGAAAGAAAGUAUAAGUGUAGUUUUACUGACUGUGAUAAGACAUUUAAUUUCCCUCACCACUUGAAGCACCAUGAACUCACACAUACCAACACUAAGCAAUACCAUUGCAGUAUUUGUUCUAAAGGGUUUAUCCAAGCGCAUCAUUUAAAAAGACAUUUGAAGACACACAAGCCGGAGAGCUGGGUGUCAUGCUCGUUGUGUCCGAAGACAUUCUCCUCCUUGUAUUCUUUGAAGCGCCAUAUUGCUCGGCAUAAUAUAAAAUGUGAAAAUACGCAAAUGGAGACUGAUUGCAAGAAUGGAGAACUAACUAAAAAAGGUGAUAAACUUUCUAUGUGUGCCUGUUGUGGCGAAUUAAUUGACGAAAGCGAAAUAGGGGCCCAUGCUUUAGUUUGUGGUCAAACUGAGAUAGAAAAUCAUGUGAUGUCCAGUUCACCAUCACCAAUAAAAUUGACCAAAGAAGAUGUUUGUAAUGAAUUAUCAAUAAUGGAAACAGAAUCCAAGUAUGAUAAAGAAUCUAAACAUCAGGAUAACCCCAAAGACAAUGAUACAAAUGAUAAUGAUUUUAUUGAUGAUUUAACUACAAACAUGAAUGAAAUAUCAGUAAGUAGCUGCAAGACUGCAAUAGGUGAAUGCAUAGUUGCAGGAGACUCAACCAAUAAUGGACUUUGUUUAUGUGCUCAAAUUACCGACACUGUAGAAACUGAUAAACCGGAAUUGUCUGUAACAGAAGCAGACAGUACUAAAAUAUCAAUUGAUGUAUUAAAUAGCCCAAUAGAAACAUGUGGAAAUGUGAAUGAUAAUAAUUGUAUUAGCUGUGCUUGUUCUGUUUCUGAAUAUAAGAAAGAAUCUGUAGCAGACACAACACCAAAGAAAAAAUCUGCAAUACAUUAUGAUUCAGUACCAGAAAUAGAAGUUAGACUAGAUGGUGUUAUAAAACUGAAAGAUACAUGUGAUAUAAAGUAUAUUGGACUACCACAUGUCAUGUCACACGUGAGUAAAAUUUUUAAUCAAAUGGAUAAGAAUACAACUGAGGUUAAAGUUCCAUUUAAUAGUUGUAAGGCAGUGUUAGGCAAUUGUAUCGUAAGUGGAAAUGAUACUAUAGGGGAGGGAUGCUAUUGCGCCAGAAUGUCCUUUGACUCCCAACAAGCUUCAGCCCAAGAAAUAGAAGAAAUUACCAUUUGCUCUGGACACCAUUGGAUCAGUUGAUGUAUAUAAAUAAUUAAUUGAUUAAAACAAUAUAAGUAAUAUUAUAACUUCAAAUUUAUUUACAGCGUAAUUCUUUACAUUUUCAACCAUAUUAUACAAAAUAUAUCUUAGUUAACGAUAACUACUAUUAUUAUACAAUCAGACCUCACUUUAGUUUACAGAUAAAUCACUAAAUAUAUGUAUUAAGUAUUAUAUAAAUGGAAUGUAAUUAUCACAUUAUGGCAUGGCAGAGAAUGAUCACAUUACAAAAAAUAAGUGUUGUUUAGCUGUAUCCAAUUCACCAUAAUCUUCAUUAAUUAUUUAUAUUAUACAUUAGCUAUGGUAACAAUUUUAUAUCUACAGAUCACUAAGCACUAUUCCUAAUAAAAACAAUGAUCUAUCGUUCUUACUCGACCCAAAUAUUAAGAAAAUGAUACUUAAACAUUGUAGAUUGUGAUUUUAAGUACAAAAUGGAAAUAAAUACAAUAUUCUAUACUUCAAUAUUA
This is a messenger RNA of Plutella xylostella (diamondback moth), 2146 nucleotides long. RefSeq lists its product as uncharacterized. Gene Ontology annotation, molecular function: RNA polymerase II transcription regulatory region sequence-specific DNA binding; DNA-binding transcription factor activity, RNA polymerase II-specific. The record is from RefSeq and is a predicted model, not a curated record. Gene Ontology annotation, biological process: regulation of transcription by RNA polymerase II. Lineage: Eukaryota; Metazoa; Arthropoda; Insecta; Lepidoptera; Plutellidae. Gene Ontology annotation, cellular component: nucleus.